Messenger RNA from Drosophila elegans, 2951 nucleotides. RefSeq names its product conserved oligomeric Golgi complex subunit 3 (gene Cog3). Gene Ontology annotation, cellular component: membrane; cis-Golgi network; COG complex. Lineage: Eukaryota; Metazoa; Arthropoda; Insecta; Diptera; Drosophilidae. The record is from RefSeq and is a predicted model, not a curated record. The transcript has 8 exons. The coding region runs from base 33 to 2717 and encodes 894 amino acids. Gene Ontology annotation, biological process: Golgi organization; intra-Golgi vesicle-mediated transport; intracellular protein transport.
UGAUUGAUUGUUUCCAAAUCGGCCGCAGAAAAAUGGAUGACGUCGCCUCUGCCCAGAGCGAGAAUGAAAAUCUCCGCAAGAUUCGGAACCGCCUGAUGCAAUGGGAGUCCAAGACGGAUCCGCUGGCGGCGCUGAGUGUCCAGCAGGAGGAGCUUCUGGACAUGCUGACCAAUCUGUGGCGGGACAGUGGAUCAUCGGCAUCGGUUCCGGGUACGCCCACUCAGGCAGGUCCACCGGACUCCAUCCUGACUGCAUGUCAUCCCCAAAGUGGGGACAACAUUGAGCUGCCAUCGGAGGGAUUGCAGAACACCAAUGAUUUCCUGCUCUGGUUUGCGGACGUCAGUGCCGAGAUCGAGCAACGUGGCGAUGCGGACUACCACAAAUAUCUGCAGCAGCUGGAGCAGCGCAAGGCGGAGUGCUCGCACAUGCUGGACCAGAUCGCGGGGGCCAUGGAGCGCCUGGGCGCCCUCUGCGAUGAGUAUGACUUUGUGUCCCAGAAGACGAGUGCCCUAAACACGGCCAGUGAGCAGUUGAUCGAGGAACAGGAGAAGCUCCAGGAGCUAAGCCACGAAAUCCAGCGACGAUUGCACUACUUCAGCCAGGUGGAGUUGCUCAAUCAGCGACUGCAGAGUCCCACGCUUUCGGUGGCCAGCGAAGCUUUCCGGGAAUGCCUCAACAAGAUCGACGAAUGCCUCAACUAUAUCGAGGAGAAUCCCAAAUUUAAAGAUGCCGCCACCUACAAUGUGAAGUACAGGCAGUGCCUGGCCAAAGCCUCCGGUUUGGUGCGCAACUAUGUGACCAGCGUGAUCAACCAAGCCACCGAGGCCACACUGCAUCCCAAGAACAAUGUACCAGAUGCCUCCAGUGCCCUCAAAGCGCCGGAUGCCGCCUUUGCCCUGUACUAUGGCAAAUAUCAGACGGCAGCGGCAAAGGUAAAGCGUGUGGCUCAGUUGAUAGAGGCGCGUUCGGAGCACAGCCAGGACUAUGGACAGCUUAUGGCGGAUCUGCAGCAGCAUUAUUUGGCGCAAAGGGCCAGCGUCAUGUCGCCGGCAGUCAAUUCGUCCAUACAAAAUGUGAAACUAGCCCACAAGGGAGAUCAUUGCUCUUUAACUCGGAGUGCCUGUGCCUUUUUGGUGCAUGUUUGCCAGGAUGAACAGCGUUUGUUCUAUCAGUUCUUCAGCACGGGAGCUGCACAUUUGACAGUUUAUCUAGAGGGCUUGUGCACUAUACUUUACGACACCAUGCGACCCUUUAUCAUACACAUCAAUCACUUGGAAACGCUGGCCGAGAUCUGCUCAAUUUUACGCAUAGAAAUGCUGGAGGAGCAUGUCCAGCAGAACCCUGCUGCCCUGGAGGCCUUUGGCAUCAUUGCUCAUCAACUGCUGCAGGAUGUGCAAGAGCGUUUGGUUUUUCGAGCGCAUUUAUACCUCCAGUCGGAUAUUCAGAACUUUAAUCCCUCAUCGGGGGAUUUGGCUUACCCCGAGAAGUUGGAAAUGAUGGAGAGCAUUGCCUUGUCGCUACAAGAACCUCCUACUUUGCGUCGCUCGGAUUCUCGCGCCUCCAUGAUUUCUAGUGUUUCGAGUGUUGUGGAAACCGAAAGCGUGGACACUGCCUACAGGGUGAAGCAGAUGAAUUCCCCUGCUGAUCUGCAUGGCAUGUGGUAUCCCACAGUGCGUAGGACUUUGGUGUGCCUGUCUAGGCUCUACCGCUGCGUGGAUAGACCCAUUUUCCAGGGACUCUCGCAGGAGGCUUUAAAACUCUGCAUCCAGAGUGUUUCGCAUGCGGCUGGCAAGAUAUCCGCUAGCAAAACGCCCAUCGAUGGAGAGCUUUUCGAAAUCAAGCACUUGCUUAUACUGCGAGAACAAAUAGCCCCAUUUCGAGUGGAUUUCACAGUGAAAGAAACCUCGCUGGACUUUAGCAAGGUGAAGACCGCUGCCUUUGGUCUUUUGCAGAAGCGCAAGCAGCUCUUCUCCAUGGGCAGCAACAAUGCUCUGCUGGAAUUUCUGCUGGAGGGCACGCCGCAGAUUAAAGAACAUUUGCUGGACUCGCGAAAGGAAGUUGACCGCCAACUGAAGUCGGUGUGUGAGAAGUAUAUCAAGGAUGCAGUGCACAUGCUCGUAGGUCCGCUUGUUACAUUCCUGGAAAAGGCGCAAAGUCUGUUGGCAGCGCCACAAGCCACGGAUUCCGCCAAAGUCAACUACGUAUUGAGGCAAAGUGCCUGGGCCAGUCCGCAGCAGAUAAGUAGCAUCAUCCAAGAGACACAGCGCCUGAUUAAAGCCAAGCUGGCGGUGCUCCAGCGUUCCAUGCAGCUCUAUCUGAGCAAUCGUGAUACGGAGUUCAUUAUUUUUCGACCGAUUCGUAACAACAUAAUUCAAUCGUUCGUGAAACUGGAACAACUGCUGACCACCAAUGGCUACUCUACCGAUGAUAUGAUCAUCACGAGUUGUCCGUCGGCGGAGCAAGUUUCGAUACUCCUGUCCAGUGCCAGUAUUUUGGCCGCCGAGGGAGUGGCCAGUUUUGCAGCAGCAGCCCGCAAAAUCAGCACUUCGUCGUCGGUGGAAGGAGGUUCCACUGUGGCCAGAAAGCUGAGCACGCUGUCCAAUAAAUCCGAACUGGUGGAGGAGCCAAAGGCCGAGGAAGCCGCUGCCCAGAAAGAAUUGGUUCCUGCGGAGGGAAUUUCAACGGAGAGGAUCGGUGAUCAGGCCAAUUCUCAAUAAUUUGCAAUCUAUCUUGUAUAACUACGUGUAUCUAUUUAUGUAGCUAAGCCUUGUAUCAUAUAUUUAUCUGUUUAGAGUUGCGCAAGAUCGGUUUGCAAUUUCCCUUUUCUAAAGAUCCGUGUGUUAAACAACUCCAAUCUAUGCUUUCCAAAAAAUGUAGAAUUAACAUUGAUUUAUUUUUGCUAAACCACGUAGAAUGUGACGAAGUCGAAGUAAAUUACCAACAAAAUAUUA